This is a messenger RNA of Acyrthosiphon pisum (pea aphid), 2115 nucleotides long. RefSeq lists its product as uncharacterized. Bases 7 to 1644 code for a protein of 545 amino acids. Lineage: Eukaryota; Metazoa; Arthropoda; Insecta; Hemiptera; Aphididae. The record is from RefSeq and is a predicted model, not a curated record. The transcript has 9 exons. Gene Ontology annotation, molecular function: glutathione transferase activity. Gene Ontology annotation, biological process: glutathione metabolic process.
GCAAUUAUGGUGUACUUGGUUGAAACUUACGGAAAAGACGAUCAUCCACUGUUCCCCAAGGACCCGAAAAAGCGAGCGCUGAUCAACCAAAGACUGCAGUAUGACUUAGGCACCUUGUACCCGACUUUUAUCGACCAAUACUACUUGUGGAUUUUUGGUUAUGCAAAAAAAACCGACGAAAAAGAAAAGAGACUCCACGAUGCGCUCGAGUUUUUGGAAAUUUUUCUGAAAUCUUCCGAUUGGGUUGCUGGCGAUUCAAUGACUUUGGCCGAUAUAUCUUUGGUAGCUACUAUUUCAACCUUUGAGGUUUCCGGUGUUGACUUGAAUAGGCACGAAAAAGUCUCUAAAUGGCUUCAAAAGUGCAAGACUACAAUGGAGGGAUACAAAGAUGCCAAUCAAUAUGGAGUAGAUCGAUUCAAAGCCUUGGUAGAAAAGAAAUUAGCUGACUCAGUUGCACAAGAGGAACUAGUUACUAAGGAUGAAGUAUUUAUAGCGAUUGAAGUACUAAGAAAAGCUGUAAGAGCUAAGUUCAUUGGUGAAGAAUUCUCUGAUUCAAUUGACAAAAUAGAUAAAGCCGUGUCGCUGUGUGUUGCAUCGUUAUUAUCAAUAAUUUCGCAUCAACAUUAUUAUUUUGUUGUAAUCAUAUUGUUGUUGUUCGGUCAACGCCCUUUUUAUUCUGUUCUGUAUAACUUUUUUUCUUACCCGUUUAACGGACAAUUCGUACUUCCGCUAACACAGCGGACACAUUUCAUUAAUGAAGCCGUGAUAAAAUACAAUUGCAACAACGUUUGUUGUUCAAUAAACAGAUAUGCUGCCAAUAAAAAGAAGAUGGACUUGUACUACACUUCUUUCAGCGCGCCAUGCAGAUCCGUUAUGCUGAUGGCCGAAAUGUUGGGUUUGAAAUUGAAUUUGAUACCUAUAGAUCUCGUAACUCACAAACAUCUUGAAAAAAAAUUCACUGACAUAAAUCCUCAACACAUUUUACCUACGCUGGUUGAUGAUGAUUUUGUUUUAUGGGAGAGUCGUGCAAUUAUCGUGUACUUGGUUCAAACUUACGGUGAAGACAAUAGUCCGCUGUUCCCUGAGGAUAAGAAAAAGCAAGCACUGAUUAACCAAAGACUGCAGUUCGACAUGGGCACCUUGUACGCACCUUUUGUCAAUCAAUAUAGCCCGUGGAUGUUUUUUAAAAUACCGAGAACCGAAUACAAAGAGAAGAAACUCCAAGUAGGACUCAAGUUUUUUGAAGAUCUCUUGAGAGAUUCUUGGGCUGCCGGCGAUUCAAUGACUGUGGCCGAUGUGGCUUUGGUGGCUUCCAUUUCGACAAUCAAAGCUGUCGGUGUUGACUUGACGAAGUACACCAACAUCUCUAAAUGGUUUCAAAAUUGCAAGGCAACUAUCAAGGGAUACAACGAGGCUAAUAACGAGGGAAUUGAAGUAGUCAAAACUAUGGUAGCCAAUAGAAAGCUGGAAGACAAAAUGAAAUUAGAAGAAGCAGUCGAGAAGGAACAAUCAGUUACCAAUAAUGAUGUAUUGAAAGCGGUUAAAACCCUAAUGCAAGCUGUACAACAUCAAGUCAUAUCCCAAGAAUACUCUGAAAUGUUGCAAAAAUUAAUGAGUAACAUGGUGACCAUAACAACCGUUUAAAAAUUUAAAAAUUUAAUAAUAUCUACGAAACACUAGAUUUAAUUUAAAUUAUGUAUACAUAUAUGUAUUUACUUUGUAUUUGGCACUUAACGUAGUCCAUGUAAUACCUACUAUAAAUAAUAAAUGUAAAAAAUAAAAUGUUUUCAAAAAAUUCGUAUCACCUUUUAUAGUGAUCAAAAUACUCUCGGAAAAACGUGAUCAGUAUAAAAGGCGACCACUGUAUUUAUAAUAUUAAACGUACAACGACACGCAACGUGUGUAAUGUAGGUUAUAAUUAAAGAUAUGAUAUUCCAAUUUAUUUAUUUAUUGCAUUGACGAGUUAAAAGUUAAAAUUAAGUUAAAACGUUAAGUUAAUCAACUCGUUACCUACUUUCUUUUUUAAAUUAACUUUUAACUUAAUAAGUUACUUAAGUUACUUGUUGUUAACGAAUGUUAUAUAUCAGUUUUUAAUAUCGGUGAGUGAAUGCAUCA